AUGCAGCAUGCCGAAGAUGCGAGGCCAGCCCAAACUAAAGAGAUCGCAGGAUGGCGAUUGGCGGUCAUCUUCUUCUGCCUGUCGAUUCUCUUGCUCCUCUCCUUGAUGGACGAGACCAUCGUCGCGACUGCUCUCGUGGCCAUCAGCAUCGAAUUUAACAACUUCCAAACCUCACUCUGGAUCGUCCUGGGCUACACUCUCACCUACUUGGGCUUCGCAGUCUUGUCUUACCGUCUUGCCGAUGUCUAUGGCCGAAGGCUCGUCGUCCUCUUCGGAGCCUUCAUAUUUACGGCGUUCUCGUUCGGAUCAGGCUUUCGCCCAGAGCAUGAAUCAGCUCAUCGCAUGCAGAACUUUGCAAGACUCCUACCGCUUGCAAGCUCGAUCAUCGGCAUUGUUCUGGCCAUAUCUGGUGCCGUCGGUCCGGCAUUGGGAGGAGUCAUCACUUCUCACAGUUCCGGAGAUGGAUCCUGGAUGAACCCUCCGGUUGCAGUCCCGACCAUGCUGGUUCUCUACUUCAUCUGGCCAGCCGAUACCGAGCAGACUCGCGGAACAAAUCUCAUCCACGUGGAACUGUCGCAGGUUGACUUCGUUGGCGCUGCACCUCUGCUCCUCUUCACCACCGCCUUGACAUUUGGGUGUCAGGAGGGUGGUAGUCGAGCCUACAGCUGGAGCUCACCCGUGAUCGUCGCACUGCUAGCCAUUUCUGGAAUUUUGUUCGUUGCAUUGCUCGCUUGGGCGUUUGCUCUCGAUCGACUGACGUACUUCAAGGACACGGCUGAGAUCCUGCCAUGGCGGAUUUUGACAGACCGUAUAUUACUGUCUGCGAUCACGUAUGACCCGUCAGCAUGUCUCGAUCCCUCAACACAGAGUCGAGAUCACGCCCUCGCACAAGGUCUUCUCGCCCAGGCCCGAGUCGUGGGAGGUACUCUCGGAGUCGCGACCAGCAGCGCCUUGUUCGCCAAUCACAUUGCUGACCUGACAGAUAUAUCAUCUACCGAGCAGAUCAGCACUGUAUCCCGGAAUCCCAGCUUCAUCAGUCAGGUUGACCUGACCCGCCAGGUAGCGGCGCGAGCAGUAUUCGCAUUGGCUUUUAACGAGGGACUGAGGAUCUGCACUUACAUUGCGGCCAUAUCGCUCGUCAUAUCCCUGCUUGUUUGGCAGAAGCACCCACCGACGAUCCAGAAAAGGAAGAGUCAGGUCGAGGCCUCGAUGCUGGAGGCGCCAGAGUCUACUGCGAUUGGUUUGGAGCAGGUUCAAGGGGCUACGGACAAGACAACCUGUGCAGUGGGCAGAGCAACAUAG
Molecule: messenger RNA, 1302 nt
Organism: Zymoseptoria tritici IPO323
Lineage: Eukaryota; Fungi; Ascomycota; Dothideomycetes; Mycosphaerellales; Mycosphaerellaceae
Exons: 6
Coding region: 1-1302 (433 amino acids)
Biological process (GO): transmembrane transport
Molecular function (GO): transmembrane transporter activity
Source: RefSeq, a predicted model, not a curated record